Molecule: messenger RNA, 2802 nt
Organism: Salmo salar (Atlantic salmon)
Lineage: Eukaryota; Metazoa; Chordata; Actinopteri; Salmoniformes; Salmonidae
Gene: sharpin
Product: SHANK-associated RH domain interacting protein
Biological process (GO): positive regulation of canonical NF-kappaB signal transduction; proteasome-mediated ubiquitin-dependent protein catabolic process; protein linear polyubiquitination
Cellular component (GO): LUBAC complex
Molecular function (GO): ubiquitin binding; ubiquitin-protein transferase activity
Source: RefSeq, a predicted model, not a curated record
GCAGACCAACACAUGACAAUUUCAGUUCUGUGAAUAAUCACAUAUUAUAAGGUCCGUUCCAUCAGGAAUUUUGAGACAGACAUCGUCUCCUAAAGGCAUAGUCUGUUGGAAAAGUCCAGGUUUAUGUAGUUUGGUCUAUUUUUUGUUUUUCUCCUUGCUGGAUCUGUAGUGAAGGCGUUAUUACUUUAUUUGCCUCACUUCAAGUAUAAUUGUUUUUCCCCUCAUGAUCAAUAAUAGACUAAUUGACAAUGAGAGUGUAGAAUAAUUAUACUAACAGAACAUUAAUUCACGUUGCAUUAAUUAACACCUUGCACAAAGGCUCGCUCUCGGACCAUAAUAUUUAUGAACAACGCCGGUUUCUAUCGGAGGUAAAUAAAGGACGACCCACGCUACUUCCUGAUUUGAUAAAAAAUUCGUUUUUAGCUAUGGAUAGACAUAUAAUUAGCUGUAAUGGAUCGCCAUCUCUUUACUAACAGGUAGGCUGUUAAAAUUAAGACUCACAUAACUAUCGACAGUGCAUUGUGUUUUUGGGGUUGAUAUAACGUUACACCUGUGGUUCCCAACUGUUGUGGUGAGAUGGCACUGAGCGCGGGCGGUUGGGCUCAAACGCCUGUGCCAGCCACAUUCCAGUCUGUACAUGGUGGGCCUGCACUGGCUAGCUGCAACACGGUUUUGAUGUCGGUGCGAGUGUCGGUUUGCCAUUCUGGAAUUCGACCGCUUUGCCUCCCCAGAGCUGGCGAUGAGGUUCUCCGUCUUCAGCUUAGUAUGGACCCCAGCAAAGCUGGAGAGUUUCGGCUAGCACUGAGGGACAGUAGCGGAAGCAGCCGUAGUGUGUUCAUUGCAGAGUUUGACUUGCGCUCUGUGCAGUAUGAGGUGAAGUCUCCACGCCUUCAUGAGAUUCAUUUGGCAACGCCCCCUCACGACUGCAUCUGCUUCAACUUCUGCUGCGAUCAGGAGGCUGAGCAGUGGGCCACAGUGGUGAUGUCAUCCCUAAGAGAGGCACACAGAGUUGCUGCAAAUAGUUCCCCACAUCCUCUGGAUGACCGACAGAAGCACACCGCAGCAGUAGCUCUAGAACAGCGCAGCACAGCCUCCUUACCACUCACUGAGGAGCUGUGCCUGGAGCUUGCCCAGGCGAUCGAAGCAGGCAACAGCCAGGCUGCUGCUCAGCAGGCGUCUGCUCUGGCUCACCAGAAGGCAGCGCUCACCAUUCAACUGUCUGAGAAGAGUUACGCAGAAGGAGAGAUACAUUUGUCUGUGGCAGUGGAGGACAUUUCCACUUCCUGUUGCGUCACAGUGAAAGUUUUCCCACACAUGACCGUCGCAGCACUCAAGCAGCAGGUGUUUCUGGAGUAUGGCUUCCACCCUCGCGUGCAGCGCUGGGUGAUAGGGCAGUGUUUGUGUACAGAGCUCAGGUCCCUGGCCUCGUAUGGGGUCCAGAGGGAUGGGGACAUGGCCUACCUCUACCUGAUCUCAGCCCGCCAUGCCCGCCUCACCCGCCAGCUGUUCCAGCAGGACCAGGAGGGCGCUCUCCUCACCCCACCUCCGCCUACCAGCAACGGGUCUACUUCCCAGGACUGGAGGGGCUACAGCACCCUGCCCUCCAGGCUCAGCCACAACUCCCAGGGGAGCACCGGACGUGCGGCUGACAGGCUGGGUAUGAGCGAGAUCCGAGAGGCCCUCAACUUGGAGACUCUGCAGAUCAACAAUAAACCUGAUCAACCCUGCAAAGCCAGUAAAACACAGACAGAAUGGGUUUGUCCCUCCUGCACCUUUAUCAACAAUCCUUCCCGACCAGGCUGUGAGAUCUGCAGUACAGCCAGACCUGACUCAGGGGAGCACCGCCUCAUACAACAGGUACUGUAUGUAUGGCAUAGAGUAGACAGAACACAUCACCUGCAGUCUAAACUACAAUAUUGUCUUUAUUCCCUGUCUGUAUUAAAGGAGAAAGGAAGAAGAGUGGAGCAGGGGGAGAUUGGUGCAUUGAUCAGUUGACUGCCUCGCAACCUAUACCAUAGCCUGGACGACUGAUCACACACACACAACUGACACACCAACUGACUGCUUCUUAGGUAAAAACCCACUACUGACAAACACUAGACGUAUAUGGACGUUGUAGCACAGACAUGGAGCUCCACUUGCAGUGGCUCACAAAAGGAACUACCUGUAUGGUCAAUGGGAGCUGGCUUUUGACUCUCCUCUGGACAUAAUGGCAGUCAGCAACCUUUGCCUCGUGGCAGACUUUAUUUAUUUUACAUUGGGGAGGGGUGGAAUAGUCCUAUAUUUAUUCCAGAGGGGUGGGUGGUGCUUCCCUCAUCUUUCUAACUGAUAUCUCAGAUGAGAGAAUAUGGUAUAUUUUGAAGUUGACCAACUGGGAUACUUUUGAGUAUUGAAAGUGCAGUUUAAAACCAGGGCCUGUAUUCAAUCUCAGAGUAGGUGUGCUGGUCUAGGAUCAGAUGUAUUUUAGAUCAUAAUUAUCUAGACAUGGGGGACCUGAUCCUAGAUCAGUACUCCUACUCUGAGAUACAUUGUGAACACCGGCCCAGGUCUUGCUGGUCAUUGGUUGGUGCCAUUUGGUUUGAUGGGAUGAGGGGAAUUAGUUGCUAUGAGGCAAGUCUGUGGGAGUGACAGGGUUUCAAAGUGAUUUUAUUUUUAUAACAAUGUUUGAUGAUAUUAAUGUUGAUGUGUUUCACCUAUUUGUCAUAAGUUUCUCUGUCUGAACUGUGAUAGUGACGGAAUGUUAUGUUUUGUCAAACAUAACUGUAUAAAAUGGUGUUAGCUGAAUAAACAUCCGUUGAUCAA